AUGACCCGCUCCUUCUGGUCCCGUUUCUGGAAAUUCCCUCUGUUUAGUUUUCUGGCAAGGGUGCUCUUUGUUAGUCUGGCAACUGAGCCGGUUCGUGAUGGUCCUGGGAAUGUCGACCGGGGAGUGGUCUCCGGCUCUAAUGAUCCCAGUUCCCAGGAAGAGGAUGAGAACCAGGGUCAGAGUCAGGGUCAAGAUAUAAAUUGCAACACUAGCUCCCAAAACUCGGAACAAAGCUCCUCUCCAACCCCAUCUCAAAAAACAACCGCAACCCCCUCUCCCAGCGUCAAAACAGACUGCAUAGCACCAGACUGCGUCGCCUGCCGAGCCGAACAAGCAGGAAACACCAAGCAAGGCCCUCAGCGCUGGAAAUACCACCGCGCCUUCAUCAACAAGGAGACUGGUUACGGACUCAUCGCGAAGGAGUUUAUUCCCGCAGGUAGUAUUAUUUACGCGGAUCAGUUGGUUCAUCUUACGGAGAGAGAAGAGGGCAAAUAUUCGACCGGGAAUGGUGAUGUUGAUGCGUUGUUAGAGGCAAAAGUUACUGCCAUGGGAUCGGACUGGAAAACCGCCCAUUUAAGCAUGCCCAAACCCAAUGACCACAAAGAACCAGGAACUGGCCCCUACACUAGUAUUUGGAACCGCUACCACAUCCCCGUCACCUGGAACGGUGUAUCUGGCGGCAUUUUGGGCCUAAAUCUCUCCUUCACAAACCACUCGUGUUUCCCCAACGCUUCCUUGACCCUAGUCAACAAGUAUCGCUCCGACAGCGGCCGGCGCUACAAAAAACCUAGACUAGCUGGUGCAGUCGUCCGCAGCUUCACGGAUAUACACAAGGGCCAGGAGAUUACGAUUUCAUAUUUCUAUGCCAAGGGCGAGGUUGAGUAUCGUCGACUCUAUGCGUUGGAUCUGCUAGGGUUCCGGUGUUCCUGUCGAUGUUGCUUGUAUCCGAAGGCCGAGGUCGAGGAUGCAUUGGGAACGUAUUAUCGUCUCGAGCAUGUCCUCAACAACCCCCGACUAAUCACUAAAAAGCCAGCCGCUGCCUACCAAGCCGCCUGUUGCAUCACUGAUAAACUAACCGACUGUGGAAUCGCAGAUACCCGUCUCGCGUUAAUCUGGGCGAAAUGCGCUCUCAUCGCAGGCUAUCACUCUGAUAUCGCGCGAAUCCGCUGCUUCCUGCUCAUGAUUCUCAAACUCACUGAAGUCCUGCAGGGUCCGACGGGUCAUCUUUUUCAUCGUGCGAUUAAGUGGUUUGAGUGUAUGCCUGCGAUGCCGGGAUUUGGAAUUUCAAGUAGGGGUCUGAGCGUGAUGAAACAGGCGGAUGUGUUCUUGGAACAUAGGACUGAGGCGCAGCCAUAUUUAUUUAUGGUUGGAGCUGAGAAGGGGGAGUAUGUGCGGGUGGGGAGGUAUUUGAGGGUGCCUGAUGAGGAGAGGGCGAAGCAUGGGCAUCGCUUUGAGGUUGUUCCUGAUACUGUACCCGUCCCAGCUUCCAAGAAGAGGCGCAGGAAGAAGAAGAAUUUGAAGACUGAGAAGGAAAGCGAGAAAUGCAUCGAUCCCGAGAAAGACUUUCUCUCACUCUGGCUCGGCGUGGUGAACAGUUUCGUCGACCAGUACGCCGUCAAGCAGGAGUAUACCGCUUCGAAGGGCAAAUCCCGGAUGUCAUCUCCUUCAAGAAACCAGCAGUGCUCCAAUGGGACAUGCAGUGGCUGCGGCGGCGGCGGACAGCUGCUGCAGGUGGUUUAUUCAGGAUGUUUGUGCGAGGAAGAAGGUGGAGUGGAAGCGGACGGAGGUGGAUGA
Molecule: messenger RNA, 1794 nt
Organism: Aspergillus ruber CBS 135680
Lineage: Eukaryota; Fungi; Ascomycota; Eurotiomycetes; Eurotiales; Aspergillaceae
Exons: 2
Coding region: 1-1794 (597 amino acids)
Molecular function (GO): protein binding
Source: RefSeq, a predicted model, not a curated record